UUCAACAAAAGCCAGUUCCCCCAGUGCUUUCAACAAGAUGUCCACGGCUUCCUAAGGAAGCUCAGUGAGAGAGCAGACCUCGGUGAGCUAGGGAACUCCAGCAAGCUAGGACACUCACUGCUGAAAUUCAGCUUUGGCUUGGCCUUAUUCCAGCUGGAAGUUUCAGUUACUAGCACAAGAAGCACAAUUAAAGAAUUUAGAAUAAUCCAGAUUGGAAAGUCUCUAGUCCAACCUCUUCCCAGCUGGGUCAGCUGUGAAAUCACACCGUGCCACUCCGGGCUUUAUCCAGCUGGGUCUUUAAAACUUCUGAGGUUGACAAGGUUGAAAUUGAAUGAUUUAGUGGCUGGAGAAACUUGAGUAUCCUGUUGUUUCGAUCCCGGAACAGCCUCUGAUGUUAAAACUAACUAUUUCUCAGAUCAGAUUAAAUAGAAUUAUUGUACUAAAACUGCACCUUCAGAAUGGCAGCAGCAUAAAGCUUUGGUGACAUUUGCUUCAUUUUGGAGUGCAUUGUUAGCACAAAAUUUUCCAAAAUAUUGACUGCACCAAGUCAGAGGUCAAACAUGGACUGUCCCUCGAAUACCAUCACCAAAUCUGGACUAAAUCAGAGCAAUUUCAUAAUGAGAUCGGCCCUUUUCUACAUACAAAUAUCCUGAGUUCAGUACUUCUCUCCAAACCAGUUCAUAUUUUCCUCCUCCUAUCAGCUCUCACAGCAGUCCAGCUGUCCUGUUUUCUCCAUCUCAAUUAUAAUUAUUUUACACAUAGAUAAUAUCUUUCGUUAGAAUCAUUGCAGUUAUUGAAUGGGAUAUAUAAACAACAUUGAAAGAUAACACCCCAAAUUAUUUGAGGAUAAAAAGUAUGGGAUUUUUUAGGAAAAGCAUAACACUGGAGCACUUUCAAGAUUUCCACUUGGAAAAAAAUGUUACGCAAAGAGCUUUAUUGCACUUGACUGGGCUUGUGCUCUUUCCAUACCUUUUUUCAGUUGAUUGCAAUAGACAGGAUUGGAAUUGAAUGGCUUUACCUCCCACCCAGGGGGAAAAAUUAACAGACUCUUCUCACCUUGGACUCAUUGUUAUUAAAAUAACUAACAGAACAACUUUUUUUUUUCCAUUUUUCCUAACAUAAUUGAUGUAAAUGCCUUAACCAUAACUGCAGAGCAAUGGCUGUCAUUCCAUGGUGUGCUUCAAGUUUGCAUGCCAAAGGGUCUCUGAAAAUUCCACUUUUGAGAUGUAAUAACAACGUAACUUUUCCUUAUUGCUGUAAUUCCUGGCAAAUUAGGGAGUUGAUUUGCAUUAAAAUAACCUUUUCUUUUUGCAAGGUUAUUUUUGUCGCAGCCAAUUUCCUCGAUCUGGUUCAACAUGAAGCCUCAUGAAACUGAACCCUGUAACUGCGAGGGCAGCCGCAGGGCGCAAAGGGACAGUGGAGGGUGAAUGAAGAACAGGAAAUGUUUAAGCUAACAUUGCCGCAAAAAGUGUCCACCGUUCUACAACCUCGAAAGGGCUAAAGCCCAUUAGAGAGUCAUUAUAGAAAGACUGGAAAUUAAAAAUUAAAGUCAUGGGGUCAGUAAAAGCAGAACAUUUUAGGAAUGUUUCAGAUUCUUCCUCUAUCUCUCCCUCCUCAGUAAAACAGGAUUAAAAGGACGUUUUGAGUAACCUUCAAAGCAUGUUUCAGGGAUGCCACAAGAGUCACAUAAUGUUACCUUUUGUUAUUCAGUCAGACAAACCCCUUCCAAGGCCAAAGAAAGGGGUAAAAGGGGUCCCACUGGGCUUGGAUGAGAUGGAAACAAGAGACUGGGGACAGAUGACAAAGAUGUUUUUUUUCAGUAGUAAAGAAAGAAGAGCAGGUUGAAGUAGAAGCUUUGAAAAUAAGCCUUAUGGAUAAGGUAUAGAAUUUAUGAGGAGGAUGUUUUACCUGUAUUUUUGUUGACACUAAAUUCCAAAAAUAAGAGUCCGACACAGAAUACGACUUCAGUCUUUCAGCACACCUGGCGAGCAAUGCCUCUGCUUAUGCUGUCCCAUCACGUGUGCUUCAGGCCUGCUAGACUUGUAGGUGUGGAGCUAAAGGAGAAAACCUGCAUUGAGAUUGUUUUGUUAUAACCUCUUACUAAAUAAAAAACCUCCAUUUCCUUGCAAACAGACAUCAACCUUGAACCACAUCCUCCAAAGCUGUUAAAAUGAAACCUACCUCUCCUUGUCCAGCUAAUACCUGUCAGAAAGUCACAAAUGAGGCAGUUUAGGGGAAGUUUUGGAGCCUCUUAACAACCUCUUGAGUCAAUCAGGUUUACACACCAAGCUCCUGAGAAAGCAGAAGCAGUAUUACAUAGAGUCAGCAGGACACAGGCUUCUCUGCAUGCAGCACACAGCGGAGGAUGGCCUUUACCUAUGGCAGCUUUUAAAUUCCUCCUAUUUCUCAUUUCAGUCACAGCAGAUCUGUCAGGCAGAUAUGUUUUUUCUUCUUGCAGCUCUGACAGCUCCUCUGUUGCGUUUUCUAUAGCUUUUACUCGAGCACGAAGAAGCAAGGCUGCCAGACUGACAGGCACCGCCGGGGAACACUCGGCUGCCCAAGCUGGGCUCAGAGGUGUCAGGAAGACAAACCCCCACAGAAAACCACAUAGCAUCCAAGCAGCCUGGCUCUGCACAGGAACAGAGAUUUAGAGGAGAGGCUGCGGCAAGUUUUGGGUGUUUUGUUAUUUCUUUCUAUACCUGACCUGUCUUCUAAGAAAACACCACCUCAGAAGUGUGCCCGUGCUCCUCUCCGUUUGUGGCCACUCACUCAAAACCAUGUUUGUCCUCCCAGAUUUUCCAUUCCAUGCCACUGACACCCAGCUGUAUAUGAAGCUGUAUGCAUGUACCGCAAGCCAGCUGUGAGUAUCUGAAAACACUUUUGGCCACUGACAGCAGUUAAACCAGAAAUGGUUUCCAUCACAACCGAAAAUGUUACACAGCUUUACAACACCACGGCCACCCAGGAGCUCACAGUCACUCCAGCGAAUUUCCACAAUAAUUCAGGAGUACAUCAGACAAAUCCAUAUAAAUGCAUUAAUCCAGAUGCAUGGCAAUGGCUACAGGAUUUCCAGCCCGGAUUCCUCUGGUUUAUAUUUAUUCUGGGAGGAAUAGAAAAUUCCUUUGUCCUCAUCGUCCUGUGUUUCCACAAGAGUCGCUGCACAGUGGCCGAAAUUUACUUAGCAAACAUGGCACUUGCUGACCUAUUGUUAGUCUGUACUUUACCUUUCUGGGCCAUUAAUAUUUCUAAUAAUUUUCAAUGGCCUUUUGGCCUAUUCCUCUGUAAAGCUGUCAACAUAAUGAGUAACAUGAACUUUUAUUCUAGCAUUUAUUUCCUGACACUAGUGAGCAUCGACCGCUAUCUGGCCUUGGUGAAAACCAUGUCUCUUGGACGGAUGCGACGAACUGCCUGUGCCAAAUGGAAUAGCUUUGUAGUCUGGAUGUGCGCGUUGCUCAUAUGUUCACCUGCAAUGGUGUUCCGGAAUUUAAAGUUUUAUGAAGAAUACAACAUCACAGCCUGCGGUCUUGUUUACCCAGACAGCUACUGGGAGCCCAUAAACAACUGCUUGCUGAAUAUUGUGGGCUUUGUGAUCCCCCUCUGUGUAAUUACCUAUUGCACCGUGCAAAUCAUCAAAGCCCUACAAAGUAGUGAGCUGCAAAAGCUGAAGUUAGUCCAGACGGAGAGGAAAGCCACCAUGCUGGUCCUUGCCGUGCUCUUGCUGUUCAUCGUUUGCUGGCUUCCAUUCCAGAUCAGCACGUUCAUCGACACGAUCUGUUACCUCGUACCCACUUUCAAAUGCCUGGAAGAAAUUAAUGACAUAUUGACCCAGGUAGCGACGUACUGUGCCUAUAGUAACAGCUGCCUGAACCCAGUCCUGUAUGUAAUUGUGGGGAAGCACUUCCAGAAGAAGGCUGUGGAAUUCUAUAAGGACUUGUUCCCAAAGAGGUGCAGAAAAUCACAGUCUGUGCAGAUGGAAAACUCCCUGGACACUUUAAAAACUUCCAUUUCAAGUGAAUACACAAGGAAAAAGUCUGUUGUCCCUUUACCACAGUAGCACAAUUUGUUCAUUGCAGGAAAAAAGCUUUCUAACAUAUCAGUCUCCAAUAAUAUCCGUUUGCUACUGGUCCACAGAAUAAACGUGUGGUAGUAUUUGUCAUUUGUGUGAAACCAAUGGUUUGAUCUUGAUAGAAACUCGUUACAGGGACCUGCUUCUGAUGUUAUUGGACACAUGUCAUGAUUGAAUACUACUUUGUAGCAUAGUUACGUUUUCAUGGCAGAAUAAUAUUUGAUGCAUGUAUCAUUUGAAAUGUUUGCAUUUCUAUGGUGUACAUACAUGUAUAUACAGUUCUCUGAAUAGACCCCCAGUAUAAAAUGUGCUAUAUAUAUAUAUAUAUAUAUAGUCAGGAUUGGUACUUAUGUGGGUACUUAUGGUACCCACACAGUUUAUAAGAUUAGAUUUUUGGUUGGAGGGGCUUGUAUUUGAGUAAGUUCUGGUAAAGUAAUCCUGUAGGACUAUUAUUCAAAUGGAUUUUUAGGCGUGGCUAUCUUUGGGGCUUUUACUUUCUCUGUUCAGUCAUCCAAAACUGGUUUGAUUGAUUGAUUGAUUGACAAGCUGUGCCUUUUUGCAACUGCUCUGACCCUGCAAGUUCCAGGUUUGCAUCAGCUUGUAUGUAUGGAAAAUAGCUCAAAAAAGGUAAAUCAGUAGCAGAAAAAAGGCUGCAGUCAGCUGCGUGAAGUUAGCUGAGUUUUCUUUGUAGCAGGAGAUUCUUUCCCCCUUCUGCAUCGGGGUAAAAGCAUACACUUACUCCUUUUGAGUGAGUGAAUGUGCUUUACAUUCAUACCUACACUUCAGCUCAGAGACUUAGGUUUUAAUAUUCACAAAGCAUAAUUAAUAUUUGUAAUGUUAUUUAAUGGAAACAUAAAAGCUCAGCACAACUGGUAUAAUCUCACAAGUAGAAGAAACUGAGAAAAUGAAAGAGGGCAUCACCUAACUGCCUUAAAAAUCCGACUAAAGCUAACAGGAGUCUUGAAAGUUCAAAGCAUUCACAAAUGGCCUUUUCAGACUCUAAUAAUACCUACAUUUUAUUUGUAGAGUUAAUCUGAGUGAUUUUAAUGCAAGAUAGCUUUUCCCCAAUUGGACUAGGUUUGUGAUCUAAGUUGAGUUUACACGGAAGAUAAACUCACAGUGUACUGAAUUGUCAGUAUGCGCUUUUACCUCUAGGAACCUCGAUCGAAAACCGAGUUGGAGAUGAUCUAAAGUCUUCUAAAACUAACAGAGCCUUUGUUCUUUUCAAAGCGCUUAUGGUUACCGCCUUAAAACCACCAAGGGUAAUGGAGUUUGGUGACAUAAGUGACAUAAGUCAGACUGCUACUGCAUGGUCUUCAUUCAUCAGAGCUUGAAUGGAGCAAUGAAGUUCCAUUUAAGAUGGGAAAUUUGUAUUAAACCUUCAAAUAAUUGCAAUCCAAAAUGCUCUAGAAAUGCGCAAAUGGAAUGUAGAUCACUGCAGAUGAUUUAUGGACAAUUCCCAUAGGUUUUCUUUAAUAAUCCAGUAUAAUCCUAUGUCAUUAAUACUUCUAUUGUUCAUUCUUUAUAUUGCUGAAGACACUUAUGAUGAAGCACUGCAAGGCUUUCUGUUAUCUCUGGGGUUAUCUCCAGUGAGCAGCAUGCUGUUCAUGCAACCAUUAAAUAAAAGGAACUCCAUACAAAGUUUGUUGAGGCCAUAGAAGAGAUUUUUGAGUAUUUGGUACUGAGAAGUGAAAUAUAAAAAUGUUAUUAUAUUAAUAUGACAUUAAUUUAAAUCAUGUAAAUAUAUAGACACAUUAUUUUGCUAUGCAGAAAGCAUGUACAACAGAAAAUAAACUACUUAAAGAAA
Messenger RNA from Chroicocephalus ridibundus (black-headed gull), 5873 nucleotides. It is a transcript of the gene BDKRB2, whose product is annotated as bradykinin receptor B2. Gene Ontology annotation, molecular function: C-C chemokine binding; C-C chemokine receptor activity; bradykinin receptor activity. The transcript has 2 exons. Gene Ontology annotation, biological process: immune response; smooth muscle contraction; vasoconstriction. Gene Ontology annotation, cellular component: membrane; external side of plasma membrane. NCBI's taxonomy places the organism in Eukaryota, Metazoa, Chordata, Aves, Charadriiformes, Laridae. The coding region runs from base 2909 to 4054 and encodes 381 amino acids. The record is from RefSeq and is a predicted model, not a curated record.